Molecule: messenger RNA, 4722 nt
Organism: Hemiscyllium ocellatum (epaulette shark)
Lineage: Eukaryota; Metazoa; Chordata; Chondrichthyes; Orectolobiformes; Hemiscylliidae
Product: oocyte zinc finger protein XlCOF6-like
Exons: 3
Coding region: 1-2505 (834 amino acids)
Biological process (GO): regulation of transcription by RNA polymerase II
Molecular function (GO): DNA-binding transcription factor activity; RNA polymerase II cis-regulatory region sequence-specific DNA binding
Source: RefSeq, a predicted model, not a curated record
AUGGAGAACAGAGGCUCCCCUUGCUUCUCCUUGAAGACCUUCAGGAGCUGCUCGCAAUUCUUCAUGCUCCUGAAGCUCCCUCAGCACGAGGGCCCUUUGUCCGGAACAGGCGCGUCCCCUAUUGGCUGGCUGCGGACAGCUCCGCAUUCGGACCGUCCAAUAGACAGCGCUGGAGGACCGGAAGCGCUCUGGUCCUCCAGCCAAUCAGAGCACCCCUAUUGUCUGAAUGCGGAAGUUAUUGCUGCUGCUGCUGCAGUAACAUUCCUCCAGGAGACACCAUCAGGGGGUUCUGUGUGUGUGGGCACUUCAGGCUUCAGUUCAUCAUCCAACCUGGAGGGACACAAGGACAACAGCACCGUGGAGAAGCCAUGGCAGUGUGGGGACUGCGGGAAACGGUACAGGUAUCCAUCUGAGCUGGAGCGUCAUCGACGUGUCCACACCGGGGAGAGGCCGUUCACCUGCACAGACUGUGGGAAGGGAUUCACUUUCUCCUCCGACCUGCAGAGACACCGGAGAGUCCACACCGGGGAGAGGCCGUUCACUUGCUCAGACUGUGGGAAGGGGUUCAUUCGGUCUUCGUCGCUGCUGGCGCACCAGCGGGUUCACACCGGGGAGCAGCCGUUCACCUGCUCCGAGUGCGGGAAGGGAUUCAGUGCAUCGUCCAGGCUGCUGGCGCACCAGCGGGUUCACACCGGGGAGAGGCCGUUCACCUGCUCCGAGUGCGGGAAGGGAUUCACCGAGUCGUUCUACCUGCUGAAGCACCAGCGACUACACACCGGGGAGAGACCGUUCACCUGCACUGAAUGCGGGAAGGGGUUCACUGAGUCGUGCCACCUGCUGUCACACCAGCGACUACACACCGGGGAGAGGCUGUUCACCUGCUCUGACUGCGGGAAGGGAUUCAAUAUUUCCUCCGACCUGCGGAGACACCGGAGAGUCCACACCGGGGAGAGGCCGUUCACCUGCACGGAUUGCGGGAAGAGAUUCACUCGGUCCUCUUCCCUGGUGGCUCACCAGCGGGUGCACACCGGGGAGAGGCCGUUCACCUGCUCGGAUUGCGGGAAGGGAUUCACUCAGUCCUCUUCCCUGCUGGCACACAAGCAGGUUCACACCGGGGAGAGGACAUUCACCUGCUCCGAGUGCGGGAAGGGAUUCAGUUCAUCGUCCAAGCUGCUGGUGCACCAGCACAUUCACACCGGGGAGAGGCCGUUCACCUGCACAGACUGUGGGAAGCGUUUCACUCAUUUCUCCUACCUGCGGAGACACCGGCGAGUGCACACCGGGGAGAGGCCGUUCACUUGCUUAGAUUGUGGGAAGAGAUUCACUUUGUCGUCUUCGCUGCUGACACAUCGGCGGGUUCACACCGGGGAGAGGCCGUUCACCUGCUCUGAAUGCGGGAAGGCAUUCACUCAGUCUUGUUCGCUGGUGGCGCACAAGCGAGUGCACACCAGGGAGAGGCCGUUCACUUGCUCCGAGUGCGGGAAGGGGUUCAGUCGGUCAUCCAGCCUCCAAAAACACGAGCGAAUUCACACCGGGGAGUGGCCCUUCACCUGCUCUGUUUGCGGGAAGGGAUUCACUAAAGCCAUCCGCCUGCGGAGACACCAGAGAGAGCACAGCGGGGAGAGGCCAUUCACCUGCUCUGACUGCGGGAAGGGAUUUGCUCUCUCCUCUUCCCUACUGAUCCACCGGCGCGGUCACACCGGGGAGCGGCCGUUCGCCUGUCCCGAGUGCGGCAAGGGCUUCACCAACUCGUCCUCGCUGGUCACCCACCGGCGGCUCCACACCGGGGAGUGGCCCUUCUCCUGCCCCGAGUGCGGCAAGGGCUUCAGCGAUUCCUCCCACCUGCUGACCCACCGGCGGGUCCACACCGGGGAGCGGCCCUUCCUCUGCCCCGAGUGCGGGAGGGCCUUCGGGAACUCCUCCGCCCUCCUGGCCCACCAGCGCUCCCACCCCGGCCGCGGGGGGGCGGCCCCCGCUGCGGCGCGGCCGCGCUCCGGGGAGCGGCCCUUCCCCUGCCCCGAGUGCGGCAAGGCCUUUGGCCGGCUCUCCCACCUGCGGACCCACCGGCGGGUCCACACCGGGGAGCGGCCCUUCGCCUGCCCGGACUGCGGGAGGGGUUUCGCCCAGCUCUCCCACCUGCUGACCCACCGGCGGGCCCACACCGGCGAGCGGCCCUUCGCCUGCCCGGAGUGCGGCACGGCCUUCGCCGAGGCCUCCAGCCUGCAGAAGCACUGGCGGCUCCACACCGGGGAGAGGCCCUUCCCCUGCCCCGAGUGCGGCCGGGAGUUCCGGCAGUCUGGCACCCUGCUGGCCCACCGGCGGGUCCACACCGGCGAGCGGCCCUUCCCCUGCCCCGAGUGCAGCAGGGCCUUCGCCCAGUCCUCCAACCUGGCGAGGCACCGGCGGGUCCACACCGGGGAGCGGCCCUUCUCCUGCUCCAUCUGCGGCAAGGCCUUCGCGCAGUCCUCCACCCUCCUGAAACAUCACAGCAGCCACGCAGAGUGAAGGGGCCUCUCCCUCCCAUUUUCGGAUGCUUCCCAUCAGCCUUUUCUUUGCCCAUUACCCAGAGAGUCGAAUCACAUCGCUGUGGGACUGUAGGCCCGGCCGGGUUAAGACGACAGUUUCCAACCCUAAAGGGACAUUGGUGAACCCAGACGGGUCCCACCCUGAUUCGUGGUCAUUGUUAGACCCUUAGGCCUUUUCUCGAAUUCUGAGUCCACUGUUCUGGGCGGGAUGUGAACCGGGUCCCGGGAAAGUAUUACCUGGGCCCUGGGAUUAACAGUCCAGUGAUGAUACAGCUAGGCCAUCACCUCCUCCUCCCCCCGAUCACCGGCACAUCCCUGGGCACUAUGGGUAAUUUAGCACGGCCAAUCCACCCUCACCGGCACAUCCCUGGGCACUAUGGGUAAUUUAGCAUGGCCAAUCCACCCUAACCUGCACAUCCCUAGGCACUAUGGGUAAUUUAGCAUGGCCAAUCUACCCUAACCUGCACAUCCCUGGGCACUAUGGGUAAUUUAGCAUGGCCAAUCUGCCCUAACCUGCACAUCCCUGGGCACUAUGGGUAAUUUAGCAUGGCCAAUCUACCCUAACCUGCACAUACCUAGGCACCAUGGGUAAUUUUGCAUGGCCAAUCCACCCUAACCUGCACAUCUCUGGGCACGAUGGUGCAAGUUAGCAUGGCCAAUUCACCCUAACCGGCACAUCUCUGAACACUACGGGACUACUUAGCAUGGCCAAUCCACCCUAAUCUACAUAUCUCUGGACACUAUUGGUAAUUGGAGAUUAGAGUCAAGAGUGUGGUGCUGGAAGAGCACAGCAGGUCAGGCAGCAUCUGAGGAGCAGGAGAAUCGAUGUUUCAGGCAAAAGCCCUUCAUCAGUAAUGGACUCUCUGGGUAAUUUAAUAUGGUCGAUCCGCCCUAACUUACAUAUCCCUGGGCACUAUGGGUAAUUUAGCACUGCCAAACCACUCUAACCUGUACAUCCCUGGGCACUAUGGGUAAUUUAGCACGGCCAAUCCACCCUAACCUGCACACCCUUGGCCUGUGGGAGGAAACCGGUGCACCAGAAGGGAACCCAAGCAGACACCGGGAGGGAUUGUGCAAACUCCACCCAGACAGUUGCCCGAGGGUGGAAUCGAACUUGGGUCCCUGGUGCCGUGAGGCAGCAGUGCUAACCACUGAGCCGCCAUACCCCGGUUUGCUACCAGCCCAGCUUUAUCUUUUUAAUUCUGCCUCCUUCCUCCCCUGGCUCCUGUCAUUUAACAAUGUCCUGCAAGUUCCUUCUGUUCCUUUCACAUUCCAUUUCCCCGGUUCGAGCCUUUCUGAGAACUCCAGACACCGUGAAUCAGAAACAAAAACGCAAAAUUCCUGGAAGAGCUCAGCAGGUCUCUGGGGAAGGAUCACUAACCCUGAAACGUUCACUUUGAUUUCUCUCCACGGAUGCUGCCAGACCUGCUGAGCUUUUCCAGCACCUUCUGUUUUUGUUUUUGAUUCUCGUUUUGCGCUCAGUUCAAAAUCGUUUCAAUUCCAUUAGAAACCUUCAAAACAAUAAAUCCGAGGAUGUCUUUUGUUCACCUGCUGGAAUACACAACUCCUUUUGAUCAAUACAACGUCGCUGUAUUGGCUUCAUGUUAAGUCCGUUUUUGAGGAGUUAUUGUGGGAAAGUUGAUUUAUUUUGAGUUCUGUGGAUUUUAUUCGCUGUCCCAACAGUCAGUGAAAAAGACACAAUGAAAUGACUUGUUUUAAAUCCAGGGCCCUUCUUGCAAAUGUACGAGGUAUUGCCAUCCCAGGGUGCUAGGGACCCGGGUUCGAUCCCACCCUCGGGUGACUGUCUAUGUGGAGUUUGCACGUUCUCCCCCAUCCCGUCUCUGCGUGGCUUUCCUCCGGGUGCUCUGGUUUCCCCCCACAGUCUGAAGAUGUGCCGGUUAGGGUGGAUUGGCCAUGCAAAAUUUUCCCGCAGUGCCCAAGGGAUGUGCACGUUAGGGUGGAUUGGCAUGCUAAGUUGUCCCGUAGUGCCCAAGGGAUGUGCAGGUUAGGUGGAUUGAUCGUGCUAAAUUUCCCAUAGUGCGCAGGGAUGUACCGGUUAGGAUGGAUUGGCCGUGCUAAAUUACCCAUAGGGUCUAGGGAUGUGUAGGUUAGAGUGGAUUGGCCAAGCUAAAUUGUCCUACAGUGUCCAGGGAUGUGCAGGUUAAGGUGAAUUGGCCGUGCUAAAUUACCCAUAAUG